CUCUUCUCCGGUAUUUAAAAGGCAGUCACAGCUGUGGCACUCAGGACAGUUUCUUUUUCCCUGACUAAAGGAAAGAAAGAGCAUUGUUGUUUUCUGGCUAAACAGGUUUGCAGGGCUGCAGGAACAAUGGACUCCCAGCUCACGUUAGCUACGGAGGAGCCCGUUAAGAAAGGCAGUCUCAGGAAAUACAAAAUCCUUUGUGUGGUUCUUCUUGCUCUGCUGGUGAUUGUGUCGCUCGGAUUAGGCCUGGGACUUGGGCUCAGGAAACCUGAACAGCAAGGCAGCUGCAGGAAAAAAUGCUUUGACUCAUCACACAGAGGACUGGAGGGCUGCCGGUGUGACUCAGGAUGCACGGGCCGAGGGGACUGCUGCUGGGACUUUGAGGACACCUGUGUGAAGUCAACUCAAAUAUGGACGUGCAAUUCAUUCCGUUGUGGGGAGAGCAGACUGGAGACCAGCCUCUGCUCCUGUGCAGAUGACUGUUUGCAGAAGAAGGACUGCUGUGCCGACUACAAGACUGUUUGCCAGGGAGAGACCCCAUGGGUGACAGACGCCUGUGCCACAUCCCAGGAGUUCCAGUGUCCAGAAGGGUUUGACCUGCCGCCGGUUAUCUUGUUUUCCAUGGACGGCUUUAGAGCUGAGUAUUUACAAACGUGGAGUACUCUCAUGCCGAACAUCAACAAACUGAAAACAUGUGGAAUUCACUCAAAAUACAUGAGAGCAAUGUAUCCUACCAAAACCUUCCCAAAUCACUAUACAAUUGUCACGGGCUUGUAUCCAGAGUCACACGGCAUCAUUGACAAUAACAUGUACGAUGUGCACUUCAACAAGAACUUUUCACUUUCCUCGGUGGAGAAAAACAAUCCUGCCUGGUGGAGUGGGCAGCCGAUUUGGCUAACGGCAAUAUAUCAAGGUUUAAAAGCUGCUGCUUACUACUGGCCAGGAUCUGAUGUGGCUAUCAACGGCUCCUUCCCUACCAUGUACAGGAAUUACAGCAGUUCUGUCCCAUAUGAGAGGAGGAUCUCUACAUUGUUAAAUUGGCUGGAUCUGCCCAAAGCUGAAAGACCCAGUUUUUAUACCUUAUACGUGGAAGAACCUGAUUCUGCAGGGCAUAACAGUGGACCAGUCAGUGCUGGAGUAAUUAAAGCCUUGCAGUUAGUUGAUGAUGCCUUCGGAAUGUUGAUGGAGGGUCUGAAACAGAGGAAUUUACACAACUGUGUCAAUAUAAUCCUUCUGGCUGACCAUGGAAUGGACCAGACCUACUGUGACAAGGUGGAGUACAUGACCGAUUAUUUCCCUGAGAUAAACUUCUAUAUGUACCAAGGACCCGCCCCUCGCAUCAGGACUAGUAAUAUCCCUCAGGACUUUUUUACGUUUAACUCUGAAGAAAUUGUCAGGAACCUCAGUUGCCGGAAACCCAUUCAACAUUUCAAACCCUACCUGACUCCUGAUCUGCCGAAACGACUGCACUAUGCCAACAAUGUCAGAAUCGACAAAGCUCAUCUCAUGGUGGAUCGGCAGUGGCUGGCUAUGAGGAGCGCAACAAGUUCAAGCUGUGGAGGAGGCACACACGGCUACAACAAUGAAUUUAAAAGCAUGGAGGCAAUCUUUUUGGCACAUGGACCCAGCUUUAAAGAGAACACUGAAAUUGAACCAUUUGAAAAUAUUGAAGUUUAUAAUCUACUGUGUGAUCUCCUACGCAUUCAACCAGCACCAAACAACGGUACACAUGGUAGUCUAAACCAUCUUCUGAAGGCACCGUUUUAUGAGCCAUCUCAUGCCGGGGAACUGUCAACACCUUCCAGCUGUGGCUUUACCACUCCAUUGCCUGCAGACACACUGAACUGCUCAUGUUCUGAGCUGAACUCUACUGUUCAACUAGAACAAGCUAAUCAAAUGCUCAAUCUCACCGAAGGAGACAUCACAGAAACAGUGAAAGCAAACUUGCCAUUUGGAAGGCCCAGGGUGACCCAGGAGAACAAAGAGCAUUGUCUCCUCUACCAUAGCGGAUACAUCAGUGUUGGAAAAGCCAUCAAGAUGCCCAUGUGGAGCUCAUACACAGUUCCCAAGCCGGGAGACACAUCGCCUCUUCCUCCCACUGUCCCAGACUGUCUGCGGGCUGAUGUCAGGGUUCCUCCUUCUGAAAGCCAAAAAUGUUCCUUCUAUUUAGCAGACAAGAAUAUCGUCCAUGGCUUCCUCUAUCCUCCUGCAAUCAAAAGAACUUCUGAGAGUCAAUAUGAUGCUUUAAUUACAAGUAAUUUGGUUCCAAUGUAUGAAGAAUUCAAAAAAAUGUGGGACUACUUCCAUGAGGUUCUCCUUAUAAAAUAUGCUGUGGAGAGAAAUGGAGUGAAUGUAGUCAGUGGACCAAUAUUUGAUUAUAAUUAUGAUGGCCAUUUUGAUGCUCCAGAUGAAAUUACACAACAUGUAGCUGACACUGAUGUUCCUAUCCCAACACACUACUUUGUGGUGCUGACAAGCUGUAAAAACAAUGCCUACACACCCGACAGCUGCCCUGACUGGCUAGACGUCCUGCCUUUCAUCAUCCCUCACCGACCCACCAACAUAGAAAGCUGUCCUGAAAAUAAAACAGAAGACCUCUGGGUGGAAGAGAGGUUUAAAGCCCACGUUGCCCGGGUCCGUGAUGUGGAACUCCUUGCUGGCCUUGACUUUUAUCAGGAAAAAACACAGCCUGUCUCUGAGAUUUUGCAACUGAAGACAUAUUUACCCACAUUUGAAACUGUUAUUUGAAUGAAUGUAUAAAGCAAUUUGACAACAUGAAGAAAUUUUCUGCCAAAAAAAAUCAUAAAAUAAAAUUUUCUAUUUUUCCUUAA
Messenger RNA from Peromyscus leucopus (white-footed mouse), 2831 nucleotides. It is a transcript of the gene Enpp3, whose product is annotated as ectonucleotide pyrophosphatase/phosphodiesterase 3. Gene Ontology annotation, molecular function: nucleic acid binding; metal ion binding; nucleoside triphosphate diphosphatase activity. Lineage: Eukaryota; Metazoa; Chordata; Mammalia; Rodentia; Cricetidae. Gene Ontology annotation, biological process: nucleoside triphosphate catabolic process. The record is from RefSeq and is a predicted model, not a curated record.